AUGGACUACCAGAACCGCGCAGGUAGCAAGUUCGGCGGCGGAGGUGUCGCUUCGCAGUCUGCCACCAAUGCCGACCGCCGUGAGCGCCUCCGAAAGCUCGCGCUCGAAACCAUCGACCUCGACAAAGACCCGUACUUCUUCAAGAACCACGUCGGAAGCUUCGAGUGCCGGCUUUGCCUGACGGUACACCAGAACGACGGAUCAUAUUUGGCACAUACGCAGGGUCGCAAGCAUCAAACGAAUCUUGCGCGGCGAGCAGCGAAGGAGGCGCAGCUGGGGAGAAAGAAGGACGAAGAGAGCUAUACUGGUGCAAACGCAGUGCAGGUGAAGAAGAACGUGGUCAAGAUUGGACGACCAGGCUAUCAGAUCACGAAGACACUCGAUCCCAUCACGCGACAACAGGGUCUACUGUUCAAUCUGCAGUAUCCAGAGAUCAGUCCCAACACCGUGCCCAGGAUACGCUUCAUGAGCGCGUACGAGCAGAAGGUCGAGGACCCACCGGACAAGUCCUUUCAGUAUCUGCUGGUUGCUGCGGAGCCGUACGAGACGUGUGGGUUCAAGCUGCAGGCAAGGGAAGUGGAUCGGAGCGAGGACAAGCACUGGACGUGGUUUGAUGCAGACAGGAAGGAGUUCUGGAUUCAGGUGACGUUCAAGACGGAGCGCGAGGAGAGGUACUCUGGCGUGCCUGGGCUGGGAGGCCCAAGGAGAUGA
Molecule: messenger RNA, 711 nt
Organism: Saxophila tyrrhenica
Lineage: Eukaryota; Fungi; Ascomycota; Dothideomycetes; Mycosphaerellales; Extremaceae
Gene: sap62
Product: CWF complex protein sap62
Exons: 1
Coding region: 1-711 (236 amino acids)
Biological process (GO): spliceosomal complex assembly
Cellular component (GO): catalytic step 2 spliceosome; U2 snRNP; U2-type prespliceosome
Molecular function (GO): nucleic acid binding; zinc ion binding
Source: RefSeq, a predicted model, not a curated record